AUGAGAGCAUACGGCAAACGUAGUAGUUCAGUGGCAGUUUAUUAUAAAAAACUACGCGAAUCCGAAGAAGUGGAAUUUAGUGAUGAAGGCGAUAUUGAAGUAAGCGAAAUCCAAGAGGACGAAAAUACCCCAAACGAAGAUCAGUCCUCGUUGCUGAGCGAUUUUAGCAAUCCCUGUCAGUAUGCUAAAGAUUAUAAUGUGGAUGAUGUAGAAGCGCAUUCCGGAGCAAGCAUCGAAACUGAAGAUGAGUCCAUUCUAGUAACAAUGGCAACCAGCUUUGACAAAUCAGUCACUACUUCUGAUUUGAAAAUAUUCGACUUUUUGGAGGAGAAUAAUAGCUGCAAAAAGAAGAGAAAAGUUAACUACGAAAAGAAAUGCUAUGAUAAUGAUGGACCUUCCAGCGCUCAUACGUCAAAGAGCCCAUUAGAAGAAACAGUAGAGGACGUUAACGAAUUACUAUCUUCCUUUCAAAACAUUGACGACUAUUCAAUUCAGAAGACAUUUCAAAAUGAUCUGGAACAGUUGCUGCAGGCUAGUGAUCAUGAAGACGAUGGAAAAGUGACUUACGGAAGGGCUCGAACUAUGCUCCAAGGCAAAUCAGAUGAACUUUCAAUUGAUGAACAGGAGAGAACAAUAGAGGGAAAUAAAUCCAGAGACAAAGUAAGCGAAAAUAGGGAUAAUGUUACCACGCAUCAUUUUAAUGACUUAAAAAAUAUGGGUGAUUUUCUGAAAUAUCAAGAUGAUUUGGAAUUUCUGACUGCCGAGCCAUCCAUAAACAUGGAGAUAAUAGUGUUUACCUCGAAGCUUCUCAAUCUUUCGUUGGCAAUACGUGAUGAUGAAGCAUUUUUGCUUUACAUACUUCGAAAUAAUUUGCCUAGGACAAUAAAAUGGUCUUUCCCCAAGAUAUUACAGGAUCCAGUUGUUCUAUUACUGCAGGGAUACUUGCUUACGAGAUUGGCAUCGAACUCAAAUGACCUACCAGAUAUAUUCCAUGAUAGCGUUUUCCUGAUGCUUUCUCAAACGAUGGUACCAGAUUGCUCCCUAAUAGGGCAUAAAAUGACGCGUCUUAACUUUACAGAUUUCCUCAAGCAAACAAAUGAUGAACCUGCCCAAGCGUAUGCAUUAAAGCUUUACUUGAUGCACCCCACCGUAUUGUCAUCAUCUGGCUUUGCGCGUAAAAUCUUCAAUCUAGUGGGCCAGAAGAAGAACGCAAAUCUCAUAUUCCAAUCUAUAGAGACACUUCUGACCACAGAAACAAAACACCACAUUGAGCAAAAUCAAAAAGAGGCUCUUUUGCUGCUUCAAAAACUCAUACGGCAUCCUGAGUUUGAAAAAGAUGAGAAUUAUGUCAAAAGUAUGAUUCUGUUAACUAAUGGCACAAGUAUACUCUCAAUGCUUCCGGUGCAAGAAAAAAUACAUGCCUAUACGCAGUCUAUAGAAUUUGUUCUGUUGCAUAUGGAAGUGGAAUCAGGCAGCAUGUUUGACAUUCGGCUCCUUCACCUUGGUCUGGCGCUUAACAUUAUUACGCAGUGCGAAGACAUAGAGCCACAAGAAUCUCAAUGGGUAAGAGCUCGAAAAACGCUGCAAAAUGCCGACCAAAACGGCUCGAACGAAAUUGAAAGGUUCGCUGUUCAUAUGCUCUAUUUGAAUCUUGCUUACAUGAUACAUCGCUUGCAGAAAUCUGUAUCAGGUCGCGAAAGGACUUCGAUUAUAAGCAUGCUGAAAAGAUUUGAUGAGGAGACAGCAAACUAUAAUGAAAAUAUCCAUGAAAAGAUCAAUGUUGCGCUACAUAAACUUUUGUAA
Molecule: messenger RNA, 1803 nt
Organism: Zygotorulaspora mrakii
Lineage: Eukaryota; Fungi; Ascomycota; Saccharomycetes; Saccharomycetales; Saccharomycetaceae
Gene: RAD61
Product: Rad61p
Exons: 1
Coding region: 1-1803 (600 amino acids)
Source: RefSeq, a predicted model, not a curated record